GGUAUGACGGUGCGCGUCGCGAGGUUCGCGGUGUAACGUGCUGCCGGGCGGCCGCGGUGCUCUGGCGUGCUGCACACACACGCACGCGCGUUCCCGCAUACGUGUUUACUAUUAUUAUUAUAUAGUAUUUUCACGACCACGUCUGAGCCGGAACGCCCGGAGCAGGAGUACCCGAGUACACUUUCUGUUUACACGUUCAGGCGUUAGUACGUCGGUUCAUCAGUCGCCGCAGUCGCAGUCUCUUCUCGUACACACACACGUAAACACAUGCGUGCGUGCGCGACUGGCAGCGGCACGUUAAUUUAGCAUUUCGGCUCCCGUGCAAAUCACAAUUCACAAUAAUACAUUAUUCAGCAGUCGGAAGACUACAAUCGGCAGUGUUUUUGUCGUACUCCGUUCACGCGUCCCGUUUUCAACUCGGUUUUCGGUUAGCUUGCAAUAAAGCUAAGCGGCCGAUUCACACCCCUGUUUGCUCCGCGUCGCCACUCGUCGUCCUACACGUCCCGCCGAUAUCAUUGGCCCUCCGCCGAACCGCGCGUGAUAAAUAAGUACCCAUUUUACGUUAUAUUAUUAUCGCACGUCAGCAGUUCGCGCGGGAAUACGACGUCGCCAUGGUCCGCCUUAUGAUGCACCCCGAACCGUCCAACUAUUCGUACGUGUUCGACUUCGAGGAGAACUUCCAUUACGAAUGGACGCGGCAGUGGAUGACCGAAAACUGGACCAACGGGUUCUAUUACUGCACCAUAUACGCCAUGCUGGUGUUCGGGCUCCGGCGGAUGAUGCGCGACCGGGCCGGUUUCCGGCUCAAGGGGCUGCUGGUACUGUGGAACACCAUGCUGGCCACGUUCAGCCUGGUCGGAUUCGCCCGGACGGCGCCCGAGCUGUUCCGGGUGCUCAACAAAUACGGCCUGCACCAUUCGGUGUGCGUCACCAGCUAUAUCAUGGAUGACAAGGUGUCCGGGUUUUGGUCAUGGGUGUUCGUACUGUCCAAACUGCCCGAACUGUGUGACACUAUAUUCAUAGUGAUGCGCAAGAAGCCGCUCAUCUUCCUGCACUGGUACCAUCACAUCACCGUGCUGCUGUAUUCGUGGUUCUCAUAUAUGGAGUUCACGUCGUCUGCCCGGUGGUUCAUCGUCAUGAACUACUCGGUGCACUCUAUGAUGUAUUCGUAUUUCGCAAUCAGCGCCAUGGGUUACCGGUUGCCCAAAUGUGUGUCUAUGUUCAUCACGGCCAGCCAGCUAAUGCAGAUGUUGGCCGGCUGCUUCAUCAACUACACCACAUACGGUUACCUGAAGUCGGGUGGUCAGCAAUCGUGCCGGGUGUCCCAGACCAAUGUUACUGUGUCGUCUUUGAUGUACUUCAGUUAUCUAUUGCUGUUCGCUAGAUUUUUCUACAACGCAUACUUCAGCAAGUCUAAAAAAUCGUCCAAACAACACUGACCUCCGAUGACAUGUGUUGUUAUUAUUUUAAUUAUUAUAUCUAUUGGUUUUGAACGAAGUGCUAUUAUAAAUAUUAUCUAUGUUAUUUACGAGAUCAAUUUGUUCUACCCCUUUAAUAACAAAUUAAAUGGAAUAUCUUAGUUUUAUUGUAGUUAAACUCCUAAUCUGGAGCUUACGCAUAAAACAGUUAAGUCCUAGACUCUUAGACCUUUAGAGAUCACGCUUGAAAUUUAAACUCACUAUAUAAAUUAAUAAUAUGCCUCAUAAUAUGUGCAUAUACAGUAUUCAGUUACGGCAAUGGGGGACUCUUCUAUCCUUCGCCCCCUUUGUAGUUUUCAAAAAACUCGCGCCUCCCUCCUAUAAACUGAAACAAAUGAUCAUCUUUUAUUUUUAUUUAUUUUUCAUUUUUUCCCUACAUUGUAAAAUAAAAAUAAUGUGAUAAAUAAAAUUUUACUUCAUUAUGACUGCUUGCGCCUCCAGUAAUGUUUACACGCCCCCUCCCCCCCAGGUUGGGAUACACUGAGGUACGGGGUUCUGCAAAACUAAAGCGCUUUAGGUGUUUCAAUUUAUCUGCUUGUGACAAAUAAACAUCCACCAUUUAGUAUUUAUACCAACAAAAAUCUUAAUAAGGACCUAACCCAAUAAAUUAACCAAAUUAUAUUAAAAUGUUCUUAUUAAUUUAAAUUUUCGUACUAAUCUGAUGAUCAAAAAAAUAUCUAAUCUAACCUAAAGACCUACUAAAUAUUAAAAAAAAAAAAAACAAUAAUAAAUUCUGCUUUGUGAAGGAAUAUAGUUUUUUUUACUUUUAAAUUUGGUAUUAUUGAACAUUACUAUUAGGUAUAAUUAAACAUAAUUAUCAUUGUUUUGGGCGAUGAAUUGUAUAUAUAUUUCUCUUUAGUUGUUAUGUUUAAGAAAUUGUAUUAUUUUUUUUUUCUUGGACGAUAUUUAUUUUAUCAAAAUUAAUUUUUACUUAUACCUACUAAUUACUAGAUAAACCAAUAGGUACUUUAAUUCUACGAAAAAGUUGAGUUUCAAAAUAAAUGACGUUAUUCAGGGAAUUAGAAUCGUAAAAGCCAUACAUUUUAGUAUUAAACAAAUUGCAUUAACCAUAAUGUAUUUUUUUUUUUUUUUUUUUUUUUAUAGUCUUAAAAUUGUAAUAAAUUGAAUGUUUUUUUUAUGUAUUUGUGGUAAUUAUACAAUUUUUUACAGCAAUGAAUCGUAACUUUGUUAAACAUUCAUUUUUGUCAACAUUAUAUUAUUUAUUAAUGUUAUUAAUUUUGAAAAACUAGUUAGAGAAUUAUAAUUAUUUUAUUAGGUUUUUAGUUUUUUAGUUGUUAUCUUAUUAGUUUGAAUAAUGAAUAUAAAACGCUUAUUAUAUGUGUGUAAUCGUAUAUCAAUAGGUCUUGAUUAAUUUGAAAUUUUAAUAUUUUACUAAUGCAUUUUUUAAUGCAUGUAUAAUAGGUUGGUUAAGUAUAUUAUAAUAUAUUGUCAUAACUCAUAAGUAUGAAUAUUAAAUGUACCCAUAUGCGAGCUAGUUCAUAUUAAAUAGUAAAUUAGUAAAUGCUGCAAGGUGCUGUUGCAUGUUUAAUUUUACUGUAUGGCUUAAUAUUUUUAUAAAAUUAUUUCUAUUCGAUAUUGUAUAUUUUGAUAAUAAUAUAAGUACACUAGUGAACUAAAUGUA
Molecule: messenger RNA, 3120 nt
Organism: Rhopalosiphum padi (bird cherry-oat aphid)
Lineage: Eukaryota; Metazoa; Arthropoda; Insecta; Hemiptera; Aphididae
Gene: Baldspot
Product: elongation of very long chain fatty acids protein 6
Exons: 2
Coding region: 612-1439 (275 amino acids)
Biological process (GO): sphingolipid biosynthetic process; fatty acid elongation, polyunsaturated fatty acid; fatty acid elongation, monounsaturated fatty acid
Cellular component (GO): endoplasmic reticulum membrane
Molecular function (GO): fatty acid elongase activity
Source: RefSeq, a predicted model, not a curated record